Molecule: messenger RNA, 2205 nt
Organism: Theileria orientalis strain Shintoku
Lineage: Eukaryota; Apicomplexa; Aconoidasida; Piroplasmida; Theileriidae
Exons: 5
Coding region: 1-2205 (734 amino acids)
Biological process (GO): 7-methylguanosine mRNA capping
Cellular component (GO): nucleus
Molecular function (GO): mRNA 5'-cap (guanine-N7-)-methyltransferase activity
Source: RefSeq, a predicted model, not a curated record
AUGAUUCCAAGUCCCAAGAAACAUCGUAAAAUAUCGCAAUCAGAUUCUACUCACACUGGUCUUUUGGAAGUGACUUCCAGGGAAAAUCCGCUCUUGAUUAAUGGGUACAGUGUGCUCGAUAAACAAUACAAGGAAAACACAGUCCACAGCCAAAUAUGUGAUACAAUAAGAGAGAGCCUAGAAGGAAUCUCGGAUCCGUCGAAAAUCAAUGUUAUGUUCCAAAUAGGAAGGCUGAUGAGCGUAGUCCAGUCGAAGAGUAUAUUCCUGCCAAUAGAGAACGAAGCAGUGCUGGACUACGACUUCAACAAGGUUAAAUUUGUACCCAACGUGUCAAAAAAGUGCAUAGAUCUACUCUACUUGAACGUGUUCGCAAGCAAGUCUAACUUUUCAAAGCUGGUCCCAAACUUUGAUUACUUGGAAAUAGAAGUGUUCCACUCUAAAUCACUGAACGGAGGGUCAUUUGAAGUAAAGAGUUCAGGAUCAGAAGAAGCGCUGCACAACAAAAAACUGGAUGGUAUUAACCACUCAACUAUAUAUAGGACGCCGUUUGACGUAAAUGAGCCGUUAGACUUUAGUAGCAUUGAGUCGUACAUAUACAACUAUUUAAACAGCGUAAUUGUAUACAGACCGCAAUCAGAAUACCAUUUCAAGGUGCAAACAAAUUCAAUAACAUCUUUAAAAACGAGCUCGACCUCAAACGUCAGUAAAAUACUCUUUAGACACAUUAGGACGUACAGGACGAGUAAAACGCCAAACUAUAAGCUUAUCAAGUUUAACUUGGAGGUAAUAGACCAGUGGGACAUACCAGUGAACGAGGAGCUGCUGAAGCUGAAAAUAGAAGAAAUGAUGAGCGUGUUCUUUGAAGCCUUCAUCUCCUCAAGCAGUUCAAGGAGAUAUUCGUUCCUUGAUAUUGAAAAUUCAGAGGAGUCAAAGGAUAAAAAUAAUGAAGAUAACAAGGAAAUUGAAGCUAACGGCAGUAAUUACGAGUCACAACUGUGUAAACAGUACAGAAGGCUGGUGAAUUCGAAGCCGAACAGGUUUGAAUUCAUCAUUACACUGUUGUCGUCAAACACACGAAUGCUGCUAGAUCUGUUUUCAAACCAUGCAGGGCCCUCACAAAAUACAGCGAGAAACAUGGGAGAAGAUGCACUGGACAUGAGUGACUUCUACCCGAACCUGUUUGGAGACACCUCAGAGUUCGCACAAAUACACUACGACACCAGGAAGGUGGUGAGGCAGCAAGAGUCUGCGAUCCAGGCGCUGAGAAAGUACAACAACCUGGUCAAGAGGCUGAUGAUCAUGGUGUACAUUAAGCAGAACGCAACAGUACUGGAUUUGGCGUGCGGCCACGGACAGGACAUAGACAAGUACGACGUGAAGAGAAUCAAGAAGCUGAUGGGAAUCGACAUCUCGCUGAGGGAGAUCAACGAGGCGAGAAGAAGGUACUCGCAGAGGAAAAGAGUGCUCUCGUACACAGCAGAGUUCCACCACGGGAACCUGAUGGACAGCAAAGUGUACUCAGUCUUCGUCAAAAACAAAAGGUUCGACGUGGUCUCAAUACAGCUGGCAAUCCACUACAUCCUGGAGACGGAGGCGGGAGCAGAGUUCAUCCUGAGGAAGGUGCACGAGAUACUGAACGAGGGAGGGCUCUUCAUAGGCUCCACAGUGUGCUGCGAACGGAUAUCACAGGAGCUGGCAAUGAACCCACCAGUGCAAGGGGAAGAAAAAGAAAAAAGUUGGACCUUCGGGAAUCCAAUCUUCAAGGUAACAAUGGAACAGAAGUCGAUAGAAGCAAUAAAAAACACUCAGGAAGGAGAAAACAUGGACAGAAGUCACAUAGGAGAGGUGCUUAACAGCACCUGGGGACUCAAGUACCACUUCUUCCUCAUGGAAUCCAUAGACGAAGGGGAGUACAUAGUGCCGUGGAAGGCGUUCGCGGAAAUGUGCACGAAAAUAGGGUUCAAACUAGUAGAAUCACUGACGUUCCCAGAAUACCUGGAAAAGUCGAGAAGAUUGUUCGCGAAAAGGGCGCUGGAGCUGCCGCACAACGUGUACGAAAACGUCGAGAAGCACCUGGGCUCAGCGUCGAACUUCCAGCUGUCGAAAGAGCAGGAAAGAGCGUUCUCGCUGUACAAAAUAUUCGUCUUCGAAAAAAUGAAGGCGAGAGAUAAGCUGUACAUCCAGGGUGUAAAAAUUAAGAAGUAG